GGAUGGUUGGUGUGCCGGCUGAACGCCUCACCAGUGUUACCACCAGUGUCAAUUGUAUAAAGUUGGAAAAGUAAUUCCGUGAAUACGUGUGAACAUGCAUUCCCUUGCCUUUUCAUCUUUCAUCUAAUGUCGUCUUCUCUCAUCCUGCUCACACAAGCCUUCGCGGCCCUUGCUGCGACGACGCGGACAUGUUAUCACAUAACCGGCGAGCCUGCGCGACAUAGUCCCGGACGUCCCAAAUACAUGCCCUGCGAUCCCGAUGCCGAGGUUAGCAACUGCUGUUCCGAGAUAGAUCUGUGCAUGGGCAACGGUAUUUGUCUCGGUUUCAACGCGUACAACGGAUACACCUUCCAGGCCUGUACACAUCCAGACUGGCCAGAGGCGUGCAGCCACGGAUUCAAGUGGCCUAACACGAUACCUUCAGGUUUCUAUGCCCUCGUGUGGCAAUGCAGAUACGGCUACAACUCGCCGUAUUGCGUAGGUGAGAAUGCAUCGUGUUGCGAGGAUGAAGAUGGAUGGGUGUAUCUCCCCCGAUUCUCUAAUAUUCACUUUGCCGGAAAUUCGGAUUACGUGAUUCGAGCCAGUGGCGGCAAUGGUAUUAUUGAAGGGUCCGAUGUCUCUGAUAGAAUUGCCUUGGGAGUUGGAAUUAGUAUACCUAUUGUUGCUAUCUUGGUCGCCAUCGGCCAGUGGUGGUUUCCUGGCGCGCGACUGUGGAUUUGGAAGAAACGGAAGGGCCCUGAGAAGCUCAAGAAGGGUGAUGACGACGACGAUGAUGAUGAUGAUAAGAGCUGGCCGAGUGAAGAUGCAAAGCGAUUCUGGUUUUGGAAGAAGAGGAAAAGAAAGGAUCGUGAGAAACGCAAAAGGGAUGAUGACGGGAGCAGGCUCCUCGAAGAGGGUGGUAUAACUCUCUCAUCGGAAGGGUCGUCAGGGCUGGAGAUGUCUACCGCAGGGGAUAUUGGGGAGAGGCAGCUCUGGUAUAAGGAUGAUCCCCAGGCACCUGGUUCGGAGCAAUCCUCUAGCACGAAGAUCAUCAGAUGAUGGGUUUCAUUUGUGAGACGACAUUUCAGCGGAGAGUAUUGGCACGGAGCAACUUGCGACGGUGAAUUGCUCCCAGUGGGCUCUCCAGAUCGUGCUUGGGAACUGGUUGUGUUAGUUUCUAGGGUGCAGCGGCCGUGCAUCCACGGCAAUCCAGAUCAUAAACUGAACGAAUGCGACAGCCAGAUUUCCCCGUCAGGAGCCGACAUGUUAUGAGAGGCUUGGUG
Xylaria bambusicola is the source of this 1262-nucleotide messenger RNA. RefSeq lists its product as uncharacterized. NCBI's taxonomy places the organism in Eukaryota, Fungi, Ascomycota, Sordariomycetes, Xylariales, Xylariaceae. The transcript has 2 exons. Bases 127 to 1038 code for a protein of 303 amino acids. The record is from RefSeq and is a predicted model, not a curated record.